AGAGAGAGAGAGAGAGAGAGAGAGUUAACAGUGAAUAGGAGGAGGCAGAUCUACGCACCCAUCGCCUUCGAUCCACGAACUGGAACUCCCUUCUGCGGGAUCUCGUUUCCACGGCGCACUUCGCUCGUAUCGAUUCGUCAUCGCUUCGCGCGUCGUCCGAGCUUCGGGUGCUCACCGGAGUUAACUUCCCACAGCUCCGUUCGGCUCGGUAGCGCCGUCGUCGCCGUCGUGCCGUGCCGGAUUCGGUAGAAUCUUGUCUUCUUGAUCUCGGGAUCGGUUGAUUCCGCGUGCGGUUUCACGGCGAGCGAAUUCGACGGACACCCAGUUGGCUGAUCGAGCGAGCGCCCCCGUUUUCUUGGAGGUUUCGAGGAGGCCGGAUCUCUGGGGCCAUCUGCCGAGCUCGGGAUUCCAAGAACUCGCUCUUUUUAGCGUUGCAGAGGAUCGUGCUGUGGUUUUCUGGGCCUGGGCAUUAAGGUUGAUCUACGACCUGAUGUGAGGAUUGAGAGCUUUUCAUGGGAUAUGGUUGGUGUGCGGGAAGAGAUUGAGUCGCGUGUCUGCGAGGGUCGGUUUUAGUUGGAGGGUUUUUUUCGCGUGGAAACAUGUUUUGGAGGGGACGUGAGAAGGAGGUCAAAGAGCAUAAUGGUGGGCUGCCUUGUGGGCAGGUCCGGGUGCUUGUUGUUGGCGAUUCGGGUGUGGGAAAAACCUCUCUCGUCCAUUUGAUCGUCAAAGGAUUUUCCAUUGCCCGCCCUGCCCAAACGAUUGGUUGCACAGUUAGUUUGAAGCUUAUUUCUUAUGGAAACUCUGGUAGCUCUUCGGCUAGCAGUAGUGGUGAUGCUGACAGAGAUUUUUUUGUUGAACUUUGGGACGUGUCAGGCCAUGAUCGUUACAAAGAUUGCAGAUCUCUUUUCUAUUCUCAGAUAAAUGGUGUUAUUUUUGUCCAUGAUCUCUCUCAAAGAAGGACGAAAUCAAGCUUGCAGAAAUGGGCAUCUGAAGUAGCUGCAACUGGAACAUUCUCUGCUCCUCUAGGAUCUGGAGGUCCUGGUGGCCUUCCUGUUCCAUACCUCGUUAUUGGUAACAAAGCAGAUGUAGCUGUGAAAGAGGGAAUAAGAGGAAGCAGUGGUAAUCUUGUGGAUGCUGCUCGCCAGUGGGUUGAGAAGCAAGGAUUACUGCCAUCUAGUGAGGAACUUCCACUGACAGAGACAUUUCCAGGCAGUGGUGGACUCCUCGCGGCUGCCAAAGAAUCAAGAUAUGACAAGGAAGCUUUAGUGAAAUUCUUUCAGACGUUAAUCAGGAGAAGGUAUGUCUCAGAAGAAUUGCCUUCGGCCAAUCCAUGGUCUGUCUCUCCAGUGCAGAGAACUUCCCAGCGUUUGGAUGAUGAUUUGAGUGAUGAUGAACAGUUUUACAAGAAUACGAGUGUGAACAGUGGUGCCUAUAACUAUAAUUCUCUCCCUCCUCUUCCAGCACAGCAUAAUCUUACACCACCUCCCACUUUAUAUCCUCAGCAGCCAGUUUCGGUAUCUGAGAACUAUACGUUUCCGAGAUUUUCAUACAGUAGUUCCUCUGAAUUCACCAGCACAGGUAGAUCAAAGCGUGCCGACAUCAACGUCUGAUAGUGUCCACCUCUUGCAUCUUGGGACAUGAACAGAUCAUGCCUCAGCUAUUGGAAAUGUAGCAUGAUUUCUUCAAUUUGUUUCCUUUGUUACUUCGCUUGUAACGGGGUUAAUAGAUUCUUUGUUUGUUGGGUUUUAUUGCCUUACGAGGUGUCCAGUACAGGUUUAGAGAGCAUGUAUGAUAUCUAGGUGAAUCUGAAAGUACGAAGUAUUUGUUGCAAUCAACUUCUCAUACUAUUUUUCAACCAAAUAUAAGAAUCAUUCUUUGCCAGGAAAA
Messenger RNA from Syzygium oleosum, 1887 nucleotides. Its product is annotated as small GTPase LIP1. Bases 600 to 1610 code for a protein of 336 amino acids. Gene Ontology annotation, molecular function: GTPase activity. Gene Ontology annotation, cellular component: endomembrane system. NCBI's taxonomy places the organism in Eukaryota, Viridiplantae, Streptophyta, Magnoliopsida, Myrtales, Myrtaceae. Gene Ontology annotation, biological process: intracellular protein transport. The record is from RefSeq and is a predicted model, not a curated record. The transcript has 7 exons.